UUCAAGAUGUUUUCUUCCGCCAUCAUUCUCCUUUUUGCCAUUUGCCGGCAUGGUUUGGUGAAAGCAGAUGAGGAACAAACACAGAAAGAAGACAUUCGAAGUGUUUCUAAAAAUAAAGAGCCCGGUACACACCGUAGAUUCAAGGAGAAAAAGAUAUUAACUAACCACCCAGCAGCUACCGAUGCCCACGAGGCUGAGCAGAAUGUGGUGAAGUGCGAAGAAGAGAAACAAUCGGAAGAAAAUGUGACCAGCACUACUGCUACUACUGCUAGUGCUAAUAGUAGUACUGCAGAGAAUACUGCUACCGUGUACAGUACUACACCAUCAAUCGCACGACAUGACCCGAUCGAGCUGGAAACUGAGGACAAGCUAGAGUACCGCUUCGUGCCGGCCGGUAACGGAGUGGUCAACUUCAAGGUACGUGCACCGAACGAUGCACACAUCGCGCUCACCACCAACCCAAAUGAAUCCGACCCGAUGCUGGAGGUGUUUAUCGGCGGCUGGAAGAACACGAAAUCGGUCAUUCGCAAGAACCGCACCAAACCGGACGUUGCCGAGGUAGAAACGCCCGACAUUCUCAAUGCCGGAGAGUUCCGUGGUUUCUGGAUCCGUUGGCUGGACAAUGUGAUUACGGUCGGAAUGGAAGGAUCUGCGGCUGCCUUCUUGUCGUUCGAAAACCCAGAACCGUACCCGAUCAAUUGUGUCGGCGUUUGUACCGGUUGGGGUGCCAGCGGUUCGUGGCUGAUUGAGCCGGUCUCGGAACAGGCAAGUCCAUCCGCACCGACGGCGGCUGCGUUGCAUGGUGGUGGUGGUGGUGCUGCCUGUUGGGUUGCGGCCGCCAACGGUGAAAUCCCUCCGAAUGCUGUCGUCGGCGGUUCGGAUGGUGAGGAUAUGUAUAUUGGGCGUGCCCAGCACGAGGGUGGCAUUAUUCCGGGUAAGGUGGUAGCAUCCCACGGCGUGUGCUACAUUGCGUGGGGCGGUGUCGAAAACCCGAAGGCAGAGUAUGAAGUGUUGUGCGAUUUCCAUGGGGAGUUUGUGCCGGUCGCCGGUGGUGACAUACCACCGACAGCACUACCAGCGGGUGAGUCCGAGGAAGGUGAACCGCUGUUCAUUGGGCGUGUUAUGCACGAGGGCACGCUGACGGUGGGCAAGGUACAACCUUCGCAUGGCGUUUGCUACAUUCCGUACGGUGGCCAGGAACUCGCGUUUGCCGAGUACGAGAUCUACGUCAAUCCUUAGGACGCUAAAUAGGAGGAAGUUAACAAUUGCCCUGCAACCCGGUUAAGCCCCCCUUCCCGGGAAGUUGGAUUAGGAUUACGCCAAGCACACAUACUCACAAGCACACACGCAUGCACACACACACAUAUAUACAAAAACAUAAAUCGCAUGCAAAAGCGCACAGUCAAAACAGUCAACCGUCGAGCUUACAUUUAAAAAGCAUGCUUGCAAAUGUUAAACUAUGUAGCUUUAGAUAUUUAUAAUACCACAAAGAUGAACAAUAUGAUAAAAUUCACUAAGAAGCAACACGCAAAAGUUCGAUAAAAUAAAGUAUCUAAAGUAACA
This is a messenger RNA of Anopheles moucheti, 1563 nucleotides long. Its product is annotated as C3 and PZP-like alpha-2-macroglobulin domain-containing protein 8. Bases 7 to 1239 code for a protein of 410 amino acids. The record is from RefSeq and is a predicted model, not a curated record. The transcript has 4 exons. NCBI's taxonomy places the organism in Eukaryota, Metazoa, Arthropoda, Insecta, Diptera, Culicidae.